Messenger RNA from Pomacea canaliculata, 4915 nucleotides. RefSeq names its product prostaglandin G/H synthase 2-like. The record is from RefSeq and is a predicted model, not a curated record. Gene Ontology annotation, molecular function: prostaglandin-endoperoxide synthase activity; oxidoreductase activity, acting on single donors with incorporation of molecular oxygen, incorporation of two atoms of oxygen; peroxidase activity. The transcript has 11 exons. Gene Ontology annotation, biological process: response to oxidative stress; cyclooxygenase pathway. The coding region runs from base 1084 to 2871 and encodes 595 amino acids. Lineage: Eukaryota; Metazoa; Mollusca; Gastropoda; Architaenioglossa; Ampullariidae. Gene Ontology annotation, cellular component: cytoplasm; neuron projection.
UCAUUGUGUAUCAUGUUAUGAUCCUGUUUUGUGCAUCCAUGACAUAAGCAUCAGUAUAAAUCAAUUUACUUCAACAUACAUCAAUGUACAUCAGCAUCCAUAGAUGUGCAUCAAUCUAUAUCAUAGAUAUUUACAUUGGUGUAUAUAUAAAUAUCAAUGUAAAUCAGUAUACAGCGGUUUGGAAAUGCUGGUCCGUGAGCAACAUCUGACAAUCAAGGGAUAGAUAAUUACAGAAAUUUUCUUGGCGGAUAUCCUCCACCGAAACGUCCCUCCCUUCACUUACCCGACAUUAAUCAACAACAUCCCGCAAUGAUCCCCAAUAACACAUCACGACUCCAGGCCUCCCCGCUUCCAAAAAUAAAACAGAUUUUUUUAAAGUUUUAAAAUGAAAUUUUAAAAUGCAUGCUGCACUGUUUGACCUGUCACGCAGCGCUCAAGGAGUCAUUCAUAAGGUGCAGCCAUUAAAGCGUGACCCCACACCGCGACCCCUACCCCUCCCACACAGACCCCCCCUCUCCUUCACCGCAAGAUUGUCACGCAUGCGCACUGGCGUCCUAUCCCCCGGCUGUGGCUCACCUGCCAUUCAGCCAACCACCUUCCUGGGUCGCUCACACCCACUCCCACGCCAACACAGUCCUGCUGCCCACCCGCAUGGCGACGACUCGGUGGCGGGCCCUCCGGAACGGAGUGAUCCUGACACCCGUGUAUAUAACCCCAGACUUGAUGGGACCUCAGCUACAUCCACUCAUUAAGACCUCGAGUGUCUGUGUGCGCAUAGUGCUGGCAGGCAACCAUACCAUCCACAAACUCCAGCGUUGACAUUGGGGAAACAGGUUGUUGGAGGGGAAAACUUGGUUGUAGAGAAAGGAGCAGACAACUUCAGUGUCGAGACAACAGUUUUCACAGAAAGGAAAAAGAAUUGAAGGUGAGAAGGGAACAAGGGAACCUCUGACAUCACUGAACCAACAAAUCUGGAAUUUCUGGUUUCCACGUUCGACUGAAGAGUAUACUUCCGGACUGAUCAUUGUCAUCAUCGUCAUCAGACACCUGAACCGUUAGAAAAGUUUUCAGGUCCGACUAAAGAUGGUCCUUCUGCCAGCGUCCAUCUUCUCUGUCCUCCUGUGGUUGCUGCAGCCUGUUCCCGCUACAGGGAACCCCUGUUGCUCAUUUCCGUGUCAAAACAACGGCGUCUGUCUGACUACCGGCCCCAGCACCUACAUCUGCGACUGCUCCAACCUCGAGUUCUACGGCGACUACUGCCAACACCCAACCUUGAUGAAGCGCGUGAAGUCGUGGCUGCGGCCCUCGUCAGACACGCUGCACUAUCUACUGGUGGAGCCUCGGUUGAAGUGGUUGUGGGACUUAGUCAACUACGUCCGGCCGCUGCACGACUUCUUCAUGGGGACGAUCUAUGUCAUGAGAGCUGAUAUCAUCGACUCGCCUCCUCUCUACCAUUCUAGUCAUGAAUACCCAAACCUGGAGACAGUCUUCAACCUGACUGUAUACUCUCGCAUCUUGCCACCCGUACCCCGGGAAUGCCCCACUCCCAUGGGGGUCAAAGGUCCAAAAGAACUGCCAGACAUCGACCUUCUCAUCAAAAAGUUUUUCACACGAAAGAAGUUUUUGCCGGAUCCCAUCGGAAGUAAUGUUCUGUUCACCUUCUUUGCACAACACUUCACUCACAUGUUCUUCAAGACUGACUUCAAGGGAGGCCCGGAUGCUCAGUGGGGAGGCCACGGGGUGGACGUCAGCAACAUCUACGGUGGGGAUAAGGAGACUGAGAACCGCCUGAGACUCUUCUCGGGAGGAAAAUUAAAAAUGCAGAUAAUGAACGGAGAAGAGUACCCCAUGACCGUCGCAGAGACUGGGGUGAAGAUGACCUACCCGGAAUACGUCAAGGAGGAGUACCAGCUAGCAGUCGGCCACCCGUUCUUCGGUCUACUGCCUGGCCUCCUCGUCUACUCCACCAUCUGGAUGAGGGAGCACAACCGCGUCUGCGACAUUCUCGCUGCUGCCCACCCCGAGUGGGACGACGAGCGCCUAUUUCAAACGGCCAGACUUGUCAUUCUGGGAGAAACCAUCAAGAUUGUGAUCGAGGAAUACGUGCAACACCUCAGCAACUACAACUUCAAGCUGACCUACAGCCCUGAGCUGCUCUUUGACCGGCGCUUCCAGUAUCAGAACCGCAUCUCUGCCGAGUUUAACCACCUGUAUCACUGGCACCCGCUCAUGCCCAACACUUUCAACAUCAGCGGCCAGGAGUACGCCAUGCACGACUUCAUGUUCCACCCGGAAGUCGUCUUCAAGCACGGCCUGGCCAACGUCGUCGACUCCAUGUCCAGACAGCGAGCCGGCCAAAUGUCCCACCACAAUCAUGGCCCAUCCACCAUCAAUGUCCUGCGUUGGACCCUACAACACCAGCGACAGCUGAGACUGCAAUCCCUCAAUAACUACCGCAAGCGCUUCAACCUGUCCCCCUACACCUCCUUUGAGGAGCUCACAGGAGAGAAAACUAUGGCAGGUGAACUUGAGAAACUGUACGAGGAUGUCGAUGCGGUGGAAUUCUACGUCGGGUUGCUGGUGGAGAAGCGUUCGUACCGCGCCAUGUUCGGCAACAGCAUCAUCGAGAUCGGCGGACCGUGCUCCGUCAAAGGCCUGAUGGCCAACUUCAUCAACAGCCCUCGCUACUGGCGUCCCUCCACCUUCGGAGGCGAUGUUGGCUUCGACCUGGUCAAGACGGCGACGCUAGAGAAAUUGUUUUGUCGAAACAUCAAAGGCAAGUGCCCGCUAGUGACGUUCCGGGUGCCGGAUUAUGAUGAACAGGAGGAUGUGGAAACAUGGGAUGGGAGACUUGGCCACGAGGACUUGUAACGCAUGGCUGUGCGUGAGUGUGUGCAAGUGUUUGUGUGCUUGUUUACAUGUGCAAGUGCGUCUAUUUAUAUGUGCAUGUGUGCGUGCCUGCUAUGCAAAAUCUUCCAUAUUUCUAUUGCUGGUGUGUGUCAAAGAUGUCGUGCGUUUGUUUGAACGAGUAGGUAAAUAUGUAAAAAGCUAAACCUCUCCCAUAGACAAGUAGCCAUAGGAGACAGUGGUCCACAACUCAGCAGGGAGGAGGGAUUGGUGUUUAACACCGAGUCAGCAACUAAGGCUAUAUCAAGGCAAAGGAGUCAGCCCUGUAAAGAGAGGGCCACAUGCAGAGUGCAUGAGGCGAGAACUGAAUCCAGGACAGCCAACCCACACUGUAUUGGUGACAGGCGCUAACCGUUGCACCAAUGGACCUCCCUCCACAGCUCAGCAGUAAACAUGUAAACAGCUAAACCUCUCCCACAGACAUAGGAGCCAUAGGACACAGCGGUCCAAAGCUCAGCAGGUGGGAGGGAAUCUAACCUAAAGUCAAGAGUCACACAUGCAGACACACCUGUACACCUACACACCAUUGAGAUGCUCAGACAUGGAGCUUCAAGCAACACUUUUUUAAAAAAUCAGCCUCACUCAUCUCUCAAGGCAGUUCAGCUCUUGCACGGCUAUGUUGCUAAAUAACUUCCUCUACCCACCCAAGCUAUCAGAGAAGGUAAAUGACCAGAAGUUAUGCCUUUAAUGUACUCUAGACAUGCUGAACCACGUACAAAAAGCUGGCCAUAGGGCCAGUAGACUAUGGAUUCCUUGACUCUUGCUGGAUGCAAAGUGGAUGGAAGAGAGAAGCAGAGAUGUCUGCAUGCCUUUGUCUGAGGGAAAGAUGAAACAAAGGGAGACUAUAAUCCAAAGUGUAUAUCAGUUGAGUAAAGGGGGAAUGCAGAGGUAAAUUUUGAGAUGUACAGCUGCCCAGUACAACACACGUGAUCCUUUGUGCUGUCUCAGUGUUGUGUCUUUCGUCAAACUGUCUGUAUUGAUUCCACUUGGCAUUUUUUGGUGGAAGAGUUUAUUGUUUUUAUCACAAGUUUUCUUGUAUAACUUUGCCAACAAGACUUGGUGUCAUUCUUCUCAGGUUUAAUAAGAGAUAUUGCUGCAGAUUUGUAGCUAUAAAGUUUUUCCAAACUGCCAUGAUUGUUAUAUUGUUGACAUGUAUUCAUUGUUAUAUUAAAAAAAAGUUCAUGUGCAUACUGAGUCCUUAUGUUGAUGAACUGUUGACUCUUCCACAAACUUUGGCUAUGGAGGUAACCGAAGUAAUGGAAGUUGUAUGCGUGCACAUGUUCACUCAUGCUCUCUCACUCACUUUCUUGGAUAUUCCACAAGGACUUUUUCUUUUUUCAUCUACAUUAAUGAUCUCUACCUCCACAUAUUCCAGUUUUGUGAAAGAUUUGCAGAUGACAUCACAAUAGGCAAGUCACAAACAGAAUGAGCUAGUUGCAUCACUACUAAAGCACAGACUAAACUAAUUUUAGUCUUAAACUGAAGUAAAUCAUGUGGGGGAGAAAAUGAAUCAUGUUAACAUGUAGGAAAGACAACUGCCCUAUUUCCUAAAAUUCAGAUCUGGAAUCAGCAUAUCCAGAAAGAAUAAAACCACAAGGACAGACAUUGAUAACAGUUCAGGUAUCAGUCACAAGCAAGAAUUUAUUAUACAAAAUUGUACUCACAGGCCUGAACAGUCCUCUUAACAUUAAGCUACAGUCAACUGCCCAAAGUCAUUGCACCUACUUCACUGCCUUAGGCCUUCAGUGAGUAUUUUUUCCACAAGAUUCUUAACAUCCACGCUGUCUCUUGAUGAACAUGUUUCUCACAUCUGUUGUUCUGCAUUAGCUCUGGAAGAUCAGCUCCAUUCCUUAUACUCUGUCCAUCUCAACCACCAAAAUUCUCAUCUGCUCGCAUGUUCUGUGUAAACUAGACUACUGCAACUCUCUUCUUGCUGUCUGUCCGCAGUACCUCAUCCAGAAGCUUCAAAAAGUCCAGAACUCAGCUGCUCAUCUCGUUUUCCGGACUA